Physella acuta is the source of this 4531-nucleotide messenger RNA. Its product is annotated as serine/threonine-protein kinase PAK 4. NCBI's taxonomy places the organism in Eukaryota, Metazoa, Mollusca, Gastropoda, Physidae. Gene Ontology annotation, biological process: protein phosphorylation. The record is from RefSeq and is a predicted model, not a curated record. Gene Ontology annotation, molecular function: ATP binding; protein kinase activity.
GAAAAACCGAAGCGCCCUCUUGUGAACUCAGAUAGCCCGGAUGUGCAUGAAGCCUAAAAACAUGGCGAAAAGCCUGUUGCUGUAUUGAAAUAGCAAUACUGAAUACAGGUUAUAUUUCUUGUUUGCUGAUAUUUGUGUGUGUGCUGUGAAGUGUUAUACACUAUCAUGUUUGGUAAAAAGAAAAAGCCCAAGGUUGAGAUUUCCUCCCCGUCCAACUUUCAACAUCGAGUACACACAGGGUUCGACUGGGAGAAUGGAGUCUUUGUGGGUCUACCUGCUCAGUGGGCAGGUAUCAUUGAAGGUAGUAAAGGCAGAAGGCGGCCUAUUGUAGACCCAUCAACUAUAACUCAGACAGAUGUUGAGCCGUUAAAGACAAUCAUCAGAGGUCAUCAAAAUGGAUACCCUCAAAGCAUCAGUGUCGCCAGAUCAAAUUCACUUCGCCGUGAAAGUCCACCCCCUUACAGACGUCGUGCCCCAGGAAACGACUACCCCUCAGUCCCGGAGGACGAUGUCCUGCCACCGAGACAGGACUUGGGCAGGCAGCCAGGUAACCAGCCUCCUCCUCAUCAGCAUUAUCAACAGCAGCAGCCUCAAGGCUACAGGGACAAUGUGGAUCAUCAUGGGGAGUACCCCCGCGACAGAGACCCCCGGGAGCACGGCAGGUACCCACAGUCUCACCCCUCACAGCAAGAACAGGUUGACCCCCGCCUUACAGGAUACUACGGAAGUAUUGACAGACGCAGCGGAAAUAUUCCAGGUGCCCGGGAUAAACGACCUGAAUUUGAUGCCAGAAUAAAUAACUCUUACGAAGCUCAGUCAAGGAAUGACUCGUACGAAAGAGGACCACCUUCACGGCACAGUCAUUACGAUGAUGACCGCUCCAUACCAAAUCAUAACAACGACAGAUUCCGUCAAAUGCCCAAUGGUCAGUCACACUCGCCACGGCACCAGAGCAUCCCACCAGCUCACCAUGACCCUAACUAUGCCAGCAUUUCUACACCGGCAGCACUGCAGUACGAAAGGCACCACAACGACCACCCACACCAGUCGCCCGGUGGAUACCCCUACGGAGGAGGCCAGGCCAGCCCCAUGUCCAGCCCUCCCCAUUCCCCAAACAGACCGCCUUAUUCCCAGCAGUCCUCACCUUCCCUGAAAUCCCCCAACCGGACACAGCAGCAAGGCCCUGGUCCAGAGCAGCAGCGUUUGUCUCAUGAAGAGUUCCGUAGAACAUUACAGUAUGUUGUGAACCCUGGAGAUCCCCGCCAGUUUUUAGAAAACUUCUUGAAGAUUGGGGAAGGUUCCACUGGCAUUGUCUGUACAGCCAUGGACAGAUCACGGGGGAAACAGGUCGCUGUGAAGAAAAUGGAUUUAAGGAAACAGCAGCGCAGGGAACUGCUCUUUAACGAGGUGGUUGUGAUGAGAGACUACCAUCACCCGAAUAUUGUGGAGAUGUUCAACAGCUACCUAGUGAAUGAUGAGUUGUGGGUUGUGAUGGAGUAUAUGGAGGGGGGAGCUCUGACUGACAUUGUCACACACAGCAGAAUGGAUGAAGUUCAGAUAGCAACUGUGUGUAAAGCUUGUCUGAAGGCUCUGGCCUUCUUACAUAAUCAUGGAGUAAUACACAGAGAUAUCAAGUCAGAUUCAAUUUUAUUGUCCUAUGAUGGGAAGGUAAAGUUGUCAGAUUUUGGUUUCUGUGCACAAGUAACACCAGACCUGCCAAAAAGGAAAUCACUUGUAGGGACUCCAUACUGGAUGGCACCAGAAGUUAUCUCAAGGUUGCCUUAUGGAACAGAGGUUGAUAUUUGGUCUUUGGGCAUCAUGGUAAUUGAGAUGAUAGAUGGGGAACCUCCGUUCUUUAAUGAGCCACCCCUACAGGCUAUGCGACGCAUUAGAGAUAUGCCCCCACCGAAGCUAAAAAACACACACAGGGUGUCUCCACGACUGCAAGGUUUCUUGGAGAGGAUGCUGGUUCGAGACCAUUCACAGAGGGCCACAGCACCAGAGCUGAUGCAGCACCAGUUCCUCAGGGAAGCUGGCCCACCGUCUUGUCUCGUCUCAUUGAUGCGCACCACUCGGCACAGCCCGUGUUAGGGUCAGUUCAGUCAUGUGGAUAGUAUUAAGUCAAGCUUGCAAAAAAAAAAAAGGCUGCAUUUUUCUGAGAAAUGAAAUUUAAAAAAAAAAAACCCAGUGUUGUUAAAUUACCCAAUCAAAUGUAACAAAGGAGACGGGAUAGCUGUGUCCCCUGUUUUGAUUGGCCCAUGUGUCACUACCCUGUGGCGAGUCAUAAUACGUCAGCAACUAAAUAAACGUUAAUUUAUAUUCUAUGCAUCUAUAUUGAUUCAUAUACUGCCAACUAUAAUCACUUCAGUUCGAUGGAAGUAUUGUUCUAAUUGACUGUGUGAUAGGCAACAGUACACUUUUUCAUUUGGUUGUUUAAAAAUAAAACUUAUUUGUGACUGGUGUUUGUAAAAAUUAUUUGAGCGUCCGCAAGAAUUAUUUUUUAUAUAAAUUAGUGAAUUCUAAUUUCAAUAUUUUUAUAUAAAUGCUAAUUUAUUAACAUGUAUGUGUAAGCCAUUAAAGAAUAUUGUUUCAAUAUUAAAACUAAAAACUAAUAAUGCUAUUCAAUUAACCUUUACCUAUAUUUUUUUGUUUUCAAUAUUCUAAGCUUAUAGAAUAGUGCAGCUGACCUUUUACUUCAUUCUUUAUCACAGAAAAAACCUAUAGUUAACUCCAGCCAGAGCUUUUUAACUUUAAUAGUUGGUAGCAGUUUUGGGUUUAGUGUAGAGUAACUUUAUUUUUAAUUUAUUGUACCAGUGUCCAAUGAUGUAUGAUAUUCAAGAAAGUAACAAGAAUUUAAAAUACAAAACUUUUAUUUUCUUUGAUUUUUAUCCUUAAAUGUUUAGUAUGUAAAUAUUAAUACCUCAUCUCUUGUGUUAGGGUUUUGUUUCAUGUUUGUGAACACGAGUUUGACUGUUGUAGCCUAUUAAACCAGUGAUUCAUGUUUUUUUUUUUUUUUUUUUUUUUUUUUUGCUGCUUAUCUUUCCCAUUCUAAAUAUACAUUUUAUUUUCUCUCACCUUUUUAUCGUCCCAAAAUAAUUUUUUUGUAUUCCGCUGUAUUUUUAAUGUAUGUAGACUUAACUAAAUGUAGUCGAGAAUAUAAAAAAAAAUUGGACUGAGCUUCAGAAAUCAAAUAUUGUCUGUGUGCUCUUUAGCCUCUGUGUGCAUCUAUUGACUUCAGCAUUCCUUGCUUUAUACAUUACCAUGUUCAGUUGGAUGACAAGUUGCGCUUGUUGUUAUCUUUUUUUUUUUUUAAUAUACUAGCUUGUUCAAAACAUAGCAGAGCCAUAAACUGAUAUUCCUAACUGUUGCCUUUUAUUGAUGUAAAUACUGAACAAAUGUGCAGGCAUUGCUUGCAGAUAUCUAUUUAUAUAGUUUUCUUUUUUUUUUUUUUAUCUUUCUACUUUACAUGAAUUUUUAUAACCAGCUUUUGUUUAAUGGUGUUAGUGAUGUAUCUUCUCUAGAUCAUAUAGAGUAGUAUGUUGUGAGGUAUGAGUGAAUCUGUAAAGAGAGGUGCUUGAGUGAACUGGUGUAGUUUUUUUUAAUCAUCCAGUAGUGGUUCUCAAAGUACAUUAGGGAAUACAUUUUUUGUGACCCUGUAAAUUUAUAAUUUACUUUUUAAAAUUUUGAUCCUGACACUAUUGAAUAUUAAUUUUUUCUUUACUUAAUUUAACGAAAACAAGUUGUGGUACACUUGUGUGAACCUCUGUUGGGUGUAUUCACAUUUUAAAAAAUUGACACAAAUUUCUGUUAAAACCUAAACAAUUUUUUGCUUUCCAACUAAAAAACAAACAAACUGUGUGCUAGAGUGUAAAGUAGUGUCUUAAUCUAGCUAAAUUAAUGCAUGCUGUUUUAUGUAGGUAUUAUAGAGAUCUGAACAUUUUUUUUUUUUGCAGUGGUUAUUGCCCUUACCUUGACUAUCCCAACAAAUUGAGAUUAUCUCCCUUGUUUGACUAUUUUUUUCAUCAAAUGCUUCAAAUAAUUGAGCAAACUGUUAAUAGCUGUAUAUACUCACCACACUUGUCUGUUGUUUUGUGUACAUUCACAUAGAAUCACAUGUUGAUAGAAAGAUAAACAGCCUUACUGCCUGCAGAGAUCACUCAGUUUUGAUUGUAAAUAAAACCAAUGUUCCACUCAUUUUUUUUUAAAACAUCUGCUUUUGGUUAUGAUUCUUUUUCUAGGGACAAUCUUUGCUGCAGGCAGCUAUUUUAAAACUUUUUAAUGGCUAUUGUGGUUCAUUUAUUUUUUUGGUUAAAUUAGUGUUUAUAUUUCCUUUUGUGAGCAAUAAGAACCUAUAAAUAGGAUAACUACAUUUAUACAAUUUUUUAAAUGUGUGUUUGUAUUAAAGUUAAUUCAAACACUUGCAGUUUAUUUAAAAAAAAACUACUUUAUAACAGAAGGGCCUGCUCAUUUCAAUACUGCCUAUGCAACAAAACUACGAGAAAUAAUUUUAGUUUAAAAUGUUCUCACAACU